AUGACCAAUCGUGGACGUGGAGGGAAGCAGAAAACUGGCUUGACUCCGACGAAAAAAAGCGGGACUAUAAUGGCCGCGUUCGAGAGACAGUCUAAGAAAAAGCAUUGUCCAGUAUGUAACCAGUCCGUCUUCCUAACUCUAUAUAGAGCUCACCUGGAUGAUUGCAAACUCACCAGAAACGACAGCGAUUGUGAGAUUGUUCAAGUGCUAACCGCUGAAGAGAGUCGUGCUCUUCGUACAGGGCCCCCCAUCGUGAUUGAAUCUGAUGAUGUAAACGAACCAAGUACGGCAUCAGCAAAGAAUACAUCUGAGAACGAGCAAGAGAACAUCAUUGAACGACGGAGAAGCAAAAGAAUCAUAACCCGAUGUGAAUCCGUUGAGGAAAUUGAAAUAAUCAAAGUUGAACCAGCUACACAAGCAGCAGUGGAUCCAGAGAAUCGUCCUCCUGAAACAAAAAAAUCUCAGCAUCCAGACUCAAACUUGCAGUUUACUUCUGUUAAGCGAAGAAGGACCUUGCGCUGCACAUCUCCGCUGCUAGAGAAUCGUCCGAGCUGUUCAAAUGACCCCGAAACUGGUUGUGAUGCUUCUCCUUCUGGAGGUAGAGACCUAGUGAAAGCGGAUGACAUAAUUAAGAAAAUUGAGUCGCUUCUCGAUUCCUCCGUCUAUGUUUCUCCACAAAAGAGAGCUCUUUUGGAAGAAAAUGAUGGAGAAACUCCAACAGUGGAUUUCAAGAGGACACCGUACAUAGUGAAAUUCACACUACUUAUAAUGCGUAGAGUUCUUUUGGCCGUUAAGUCUAACGGUGAACGAUACGACGAAACUUUUUGGGGAAGAGACAUGGAAAUUAUGAACAGAUUCAUUGAACUGAGCAAACCAGCUCGUGAGCUUUUUAUGAGGCUGCACCUGCGGAAGCCAUGGUGGCUGACUGCAGAUAAGCUGAAGGAGAGGUAUGCAGAACUCUCGAAUACGAUCGAUGACGCAUUAAAAGAGUUGGUCGACGUUGGAUUCGUUGACAGCGACAAACAUCUGUCAAGUCUUGAAGAAGUUCUCAGAAUUGCACCUCUUCCUGUGCUGAAAGUUGUUGCCAAAAAAUAUCAACUGGAUGUUACAAAGGGUAAAAUCGAGUUGAUCGCCACUCUCAAAAGUUUUUCCGCCACUCAGAAGGGCCUUUUUGGACAGAUGGGUGCAGUAGCGGUGGCCAUGGUGAAAACUGUGAAAAAGGAGCUAGGUUCUAGUUUCCGUAUUAACCAAAACACCAGCAUGGUUUUCAAGGCUUUAUUCACUUUGUAUGCACCCACGGAGAUGUGUUCGUCACUAGUAAUUGACCAACCCAGUCUCAACUUAUCGCAGAAUUUGUUGUUUACCCUCCUCCGUAUGGAUCAAGGAGCCGUGCGAUUUCCAGCACCGAAUCCUUGCCCAAACAUCAUCUCUAUAUACGACUGCAAGAAAGAAUUGUUGGCAUAUGUGGAGGCUAAAGAACUGGAAAUUGAACUGGUAGGUUUUCUGAGUAGCAACAAAUUCGAUGACGCCUAUGAAUGCGCAUUCAAAGCGAGGGAGAUUCUCUCUGGCUGCAGCGAGGAAAGUCGGUUAAAAGCUGCCAGUUUGUCGAUGCCUCUUCGCCGCUUCACAUCUUUUGCUGUUCUGUUACGAUGCGUUGCACAUGGCACAGGUGUGCUUGAGAGGCAGAAAAAAUACGCCAUAGCAAUCAGUUGGCAACGGUUCCUGCUGAAAACAGAAGAAUUGAGACCUUUCUGUCCGAAUUCGCGCGGUGCAUUAUGGGAUCGUCUUGCACUGAACUUAGAUGCGCAUAUGAAGGAACGAGAAGAAGCAUUACGAGAAAUCCAGGAAGGAAUGCAAGAUGAAGUAGUGGCGGACAAAGAUAAGCUAAUGUUACAGGAUCGAGCGAUAAGAAUAUCAAAUCGAGAUUUUCUCGAGAAAAUUGUUCUCAUGGAGCCAGUAAAGAAGGAAAUCUAUGGAACGAUACUUUCAAAAGAACUAGGGGAUUCAAGGAUAAAUCGAUUUGUACUAAAAGACGCGGAUGGCAUUGUUGGAGAGUGCGCUGUCGAAGAAGUGGUACGAAAACAUUACAUCGAAAACGAAGACUUCAACAAAGGUGUACAUGCGGAGGGAUCCAUUUGGCAUACGGUUCUUGGAUUGCUUUUCUACGAUAUUAUUUUCGACCAUUCUGUAAAGGAUGUCUGGCUGAGUGAACUGCAGGCAAAUCCUAUCGAUCUGAACUCACGAGCUCUAUACGAAAACCGACGAGAAAUUUUCGAUGAGCGUUUCACAUGGUUAGAGACGGCUGCGGAAAGCGAGAUAGAAGACGUAAUUCGAACAACGUGGGACGCACAACAUCUUCUGGAAAAUUCCGAGAUUAACUGGGAGCUGUUCGAAAAUGUUGAUGAUUUCUUGGAAUUUUUCUUUUGCUGUCCACGAAAAGGAUUGCUUGCUAUUCUUCGGCGAGUUAUUACCGACUACCGUAAUUGUCGCAGUGGUUUUCCGGAUCUGACUAUGUGGAACACGAAAACGAGGAAUGUUGCAGUAGUAGAAGUGAAAGGUCCCGGCGAUCGUCUUUCGACAAAGCAGCGUCUUUGGCUCGAUUAUUUUAUGCGACAUGAUAUCAGAGCUGAAGUUUGUCAUGUGAUCGCCAAAGGCAGCCGUGAAUUGAGAUAA
Molecule: messenger RNA, 2673 nt
Organism: Necator americanus (New World hookworm)
Lineage: Eukaryota; Metazoa; Nematoda; Chromadorea; Rhabditida; Ancylostomatidae
Exons: 25
Coding region: 1-2673 (890 amino acids)
Biological process (GO): interstrand cross-link repair
Cellular component (GO): nucleus
Molecular function (GO): 5'-flap endonuclease activity; flap-structured DNA binding; 5'-3' exonuclease activity
Source: RefSeq, a predicted model, not a curated record